This is a messenger RNA of Parnassius mnemosyne (clouded apollo), 903 nucleotides long. Lineage: Eukaryota; Metazoa; Arthropoda; Insecta; Lepidoptera; Papilionidae. The record is from the annotation of a GenBank genome assembly.
AUGCAAAAAGCAAUUGGUACAAGAUAUACAGCAAAAAAAUUAACAGCAAACAUAAAUAAUAUUUGUAAAACUUGCGAUAUAUGUAUAAAGAAUAAAACAAGAGGACAAGCUAAAUAUGGCCUAGUGUCACACUUAGGACCCGCCACAAAACCAUUUGAAAUUAUCUCCAUAGACACAAUUGGAGGCUUCGGAGGCUCGCGGUCGACGCAGAGAUAUCUACAUCUUCUAGUGGAUCACUUCACUCGUUACGCAUAUGUACUAACCUCGAAGACACAGAAUGCAAAGGACUUCAUAAAACUGGUUAGUAAUAUAACGAACUUAAAUGAUAUCGAUAUUAUUCUCGCAGACCAGUACCCUGGAAUAAAUUCAAAGGAACUUAAGACGUUUUUGAAUGACAAAUCAAUUGCGCUAGUUUUCACUGCAGUAAAUUCACCAUUUUCAAAUGGCUUAAAUGAGCGAUUAAAUCAAACGCUUGUCAACAAAAUAAGAUGCCAGAUAAAUGAAAAACCUAACACCAUAGCAUGGACAACAAUUGCUCAUAACUGCGUAAGUAAAUACAACGACACGGAGCAUACGGUCACUGGCUUCGCACCGAGAUACCUACUAGAUAGGACAGAUGUUACAAUUGUGCCAAAUGAAUUAAAACAAGGCAAAAGAAUAGAGGAAUGGAUUGAAGAUAGGAAAAAAGCGUUACAAAAUACAAUAAAAUCUCAUAACUAUAAUAAAAUGUUGAUUGACAGAAAAAGAAAAGACUAUAGUUUUAAUAGGGGUGAUUUGGUAUAUGUUGAGAAUGGACAUAAAUUAAAUAGGAAAAAACUGGAUGAGCUAAGGAUUGGACCUUUUAAAAUUGAAGAAAAAAUAUCAUCUUCAAUAUAUAGAAUAGAUACAGGACACAGAAAAUAG